UUUCUUCAUCAAGUUGGGUGUGAUGUGCAAUGAUCACCAGUCGUCUGUUUUGUAAAAACAGAGAGUACAUUUUUUUGUGAUAGCUAUUGUACAUAAGUUUUUUUCCAGUCAUUCAGAAAGGUUAUGUUGUUUUAAUGAGUGUGUAAUGCAAAUUAUAUUUUAACUUACUGAAUCUGUGAAUACUUGUGUUUCUACGCAACAACUUCGAUUCUACCAGGUUUGGAUAAUGGACAGUCUUGUGAUGGAAGACCACAUCAAAUAUGAAGCAGAGGAGUCCGAACAAUUAACAGAUCACGUUUGGGAAGAGGUGAUAAUCGAGGAUGGUGACGUGCCAGCCUGGACUCAAGAUGUUGAGAUGGAAGAUGAUGCAAGUGCUGAUGUCACCAUGGAAUCAACUGCGUCUGAGAGCACUGUGUCAUCAGCAGUGGCCGUAAAUCCGAUGACAGGAGAGGUAAAGGCCACCUCUGAGACCAUAGAGACACUGGUGGAAUCUGAACUGGAACCGCAAGCAGAACCACAAAUAGAACCUGAUCCUGAGCCUGAAUUGCAUCCAAUACAGCCAAUAGUGACCAGUGUUACAAGUCUGGCAAAGCCAAUGGCCAAGAUAGUGAACUUAAAUAACUUCAAGCUUUUGCCACGUGGGAGCUUUGUCAAUAUUGGUAACAAGAAGAUGAAGCUUGUCACUCUGACAGGGGACAAGAAGUUGAUUGCUGGAAAGGUGGUGACAGUGACUAAUGCAGACAACAAAGUCAUCACUGGCAAAGUUGUCUCUUUGGGCACAGAAAAGAAGAUGAUACCAGCCAAAGUGGUCAGUGUGUCAGGCAACAACACAGCCUCUGGUGGCAUCAUUAACAAUAAGGUUGUUCCGGCUAAGGUGGUCAGUAUUGCAAACUCCAAACUCAAGCCAAUCAGUGCGGGCAACAACAAGGAGGUGACAAUCUACAUCACAGGACUCGCUGGAGAUAAAGUGCAGAUAAGGGACUCUGGGCAGCUGACUACCAAACUUCAAAUAGGGAGUAAGGUGCAUGUUGUGCAGAAAGAAGCAGCAGAAGCUGAUACCUGGAAGUCGGACCACAUUGAUGCCUGUCUGCCACUGGAUCCCUCCGUUGAGGAAUCAGAAAUGAUUACUCCUGAUACUGAGGCAGCAGAAGGACAUUUCCUGUUGGAAGGGGCGCAGAACUUUGAUGGUGUCAAUCUGACGUGUCAUAUUUGUGAGCGACAGUUCACACAACUCAAGUACCUUCUGAGCCACCAACAAACGCACAUCCUUUCAGAGCCGGUGAGCUGCGACCAGUGCGACAAGCACUUUAAGCGACGGUACGACUUGUUGCGACACAAGCGACGGUCGCAUGCAGACAACGCAGUGUACGAGUGUGACAUCUGCCAUAAAACCUUCAAUGAUCGAACAGUGGCCAGCAAGCAUCGACUGAUCCAUACUGAUGACUUCAAGUAUUGCUGUGAGGUCUGUAACCGGCCAUUCAAGUACGUACAUGACCUGAAACGCCACCGGAGCAUCCACUUUGAUGAGAAACCUUUUGACUGUGAGAUCUGUGGCAAAAAGUUUAAGCAUAAGAGCAAUUUGAAGACCCAUCAGGCGACCCACUACUCGACGAAACCAUACUCAUGCACACUGUGUGACAAACGGUUCCACCAGAAGGGUAAUCUGAAGACACAUCUUAUAGUCCACACGGGGGAGAUGCCAUUUGUCUGCAACAUCUGCACGAAGAGGUUUCACACGAGGAGUGGUCUCUUGAACCACUCGUAUAGUCACAGUGAUGAAAAACCAUUCCAGUGUGAUAUCUGUGAGAAGGCGUUCAACUGGAAGAGUGGUCUGCUGACACACCAGCAGACGCACAGGCCACGCAUCGUCCCUGAGGAGGUGCAGGUCAUUGAGAUAGGUCCCAUUCCUGUUGACAACUAACCCCACACUUGUCACUGAUCUGGGUCUGCUUAUGUAAAUAUCGCAUCAGCUGGUAGACUUUUGUAUCUGUAAGUAAACUGUCAUUAGCGUUCCUUAAUUAAUUGUUAGAGAGAAUCUACAAACUACACCAGCUAAUAAAUAUUACAACUGAAUUUAUGUUGUGUAGGUUUUAUAUUUGUUAUGUAUAUUUUGUAAGUUGGGAAGUUGAAAUUUUCAGGCAAUAGAGCAUAUAUAUAUAUAUAUAUAAAUUUGGUUUUUCUUAUUUUUUGAAAUAAUUCUCAAACAUUUAACAUAGUUCUACCAAUCAGAAAUUGGUACAUAUAGUGAAGCUUCAGAAUACUGGUAAUGCUCCAAAACAUUAGUACAAAGAAAUACCCAUUCAUCUCACAUUAAAAACAUGUCAGUAUAUAGAAGUAAAAGUGAGUUGUGUAUGUUUUUACGUUGUAAUGCUCCUUUAAUUUCAGUUUGAUCUAUUCUAAGUGUUGAUAUGAAAAAGUGUUUUAGAAAUCUAAAUGUUGAAGGAAAACACCUCUUUGAAAACUUGGUAUUUUAAUUUCACAAAAUUGAGAAGUGUUCUUCAAAAUUCAUUCUGUACAUCAAGGAGUAUUUUAGUAAAUAGUUGCUGGGAUAAAUUGAAAUUUAUAUUAACUGCUAAAACCCUAAAUAUAAGUUUCUUUUCCUUAGAAUUACAAACAUAAACUAUUUUUUCAGCCUUUAUAUAGGUAAAGGUUUUUAUAUCUUGCUUUUCUGAUGAAUUAUUAGUACCUCUAUGAUUUUGUGUUGAACUAAAGAUAACAUUUAACAUAAUUGUUAUCAUGUAAUAUAAAUUAAAUAUCCUAGAGUGGUUUCAAAUAAUAAAUUUAUGUUUUUAAUCUUCAUAUGUACCUGUAUCAAACAAAAAUUAGUGUUCAAACUAACCUUCCAUAUGUACUUUAUCUCCUGUACUAAUUAUAGGGAAAAGUGCUGUAGCUUUCAGAAGAAUUCAAUUUAUGUUUUCUGUAGAAAUAUCUAUUUUGACUUGCCUUGAGAAUAUAAAAGGCAAAUAUGUGAAAAAAUGGUUAAGAAAAUUUAUUUGUAAUUGUGCAUGUAUGAAUCACCAAACAAAUAAACUGAUUUAAACUAAAUUUGACAUGCAGAUGUAGUAAAAUUUGUGUAUAUCAAGCAAUGUUUUAGUGUCUUAAAAACUCUAUAAAGGUCCUAGUUAUAUUUUCUGAAACUGUUCACUGUUAGCUCAUUAGAUAGUGUACAAAAUGUCACCAUCUAUAUUUGUAGAAACAUUCUUCAAAAUGUAAUGAAAGGUAAAUUUUUAAUUGUAGGUUCAUUACAGUUUUGAAUAUAAUGUGGCCAUAUAUAUUUGGUUGAAUUGUCAUGCAAUUUACAAGGGCUGUCCAGAAAGUAACAGACAUUGUGUGAGGGUGGUCAGCACCAUACAGCUGUGGUAGUAGUUUGCAGACUGUGCCACUCCUUCUUUGCUACCUGUAAUGGUACUGUACUUGUUACUUGUGUUCAGCAAUUAAGUUGUUGUUUGAAAAAAAUCACGAAGCCAUUGAAAUUUAUCACAGACUAAAAUAAACAAUAAUUGAUAACUCAUUUUAUGCAUGAAAUUAUAUUGGAAAAUAUUUUAUACUGACGUGGAAGUGCUUACAGAUGGAAACAAUCUGUUGAAAAAGCAACACCAGAUUUAUACAGAGGCAGUAUUGAAAAACUUAUGUAACAGUAUAAUAAGUGUUUUAAUUUGAAUUUCAUUAUGUAGAAAAAUAUCGUUCAACUGUAUAAAAUUUUGUUUAUCAUUUGUUACCAGAAUGUAUGUUACCAUUUGGAUAGUCCUUGUAUUAUGAUUUAAUGUAAAAUAUCAUGAUUUAUUUGUUAAGAAAUAGUAUUUUUAAGCCGUAGUAAUUUUGCUUAUGGUUAAAAAUGUAAUAAACUGUAUAAAUAUUAACUGUAAAAGUUAAUUUCAAUUUUGUGUAAAAAAAGCGUAUGAAGCUACAGGGACCCUAUGUAGACUUGUGAACUCUGAAGUAGUAUGAAAACAAUAACCAUUCAAAAACAGUGAUUUCCAUUAACAUCUGUAAUUGGAAAUAAUUUGUAGUAUGCAAUAGUAAACCAUACAGAGUUAUCCAUAUUAACUGUAAAUCUGCUGCAGGAGUUAGUAUAAUUUAAUUUCCUAUUGUAUGGUUAAAUUUCAUAAAAUAUUUAUCCUGAUUUCAUAACUUUUACUAAAUAAAAAAAACAUCCUUUAAUUGUUUAUACUAAUUCUUACAAAAUAAAUAUUGAAUAGUCAAACAUUUUGGAAUGUUGCCUUGUAGUUCAGAGGUGACAAGAGUAUUUUACUUUUCUAAUGAAAUAUAUUGCUACGGUAUUUAAGUUAAUAAACCACUGAACUGAACCAAUUUUCAGUAGUUUUUUGUUUAACAAUUUUGUCAUUUAGUAUUUCAUCCAUAAUUGUAUGCAUAUUUUGGAUUUCUAAGAAACAACUUUUAAAAUUUAUUUAGAUGUAUGCAUUUUGUUACAAAGAAUCAUUUUAUUGAUAGAAAUGACUAUUGCUUAUUAUCUUUACAUUAUUCAAGUAGUACUGGUAUUAAAGUAUAACCUUUUGUGGUAGUUCUGUUAUGGAUCCACUUUGUGAUUGUAGAUUUGCUAAAAAGUACACACUGAAAAAGUACUGGUGUGAAACCCUUUAGAAAGUUCAACAUUUCAUUUACAAUUUCUAGCAAAAAUAAAGAUAGAAGGAAACAAGGUUAUUGAGUUGCUUCCUGUUCAGUUUUUAUUGAUAAUAACUGCUUAAAGAAGUUUUCUUGUGAUUAUAUUUCUUCCACAAACUUUAUUCUAACAAUAUCUUCUGUGAGAACUAAGGGUCUCAAGUAAAUAUCAUGGGAUACCGUAAAUAUUAUCUUUUUAUUUGAAUACCAACUUUACAUAAAAAUAUUGAUUUUAUUGAAGUGAUAAAUGUGUUGUCAUCAAACAGCCGCCUUGAGGGGAUUUCACAUUCAAAAUGUCAGUAUAAUAGGACAAUAUCUCUUGUUGAAACUGUAAUGUUCAUGUCAAAAUGUUUUGAGAUUUUAUGUUUCAAAAUUUUUGUGAAAAUGAUUUUAAAUUAAUCAAAAGUAUAUUUUGGAAUCAAGGUGAAAUGUGGGUAAAGUAUCUGAUGAUAAGCUUAUUAAUACCUCUUGCAUGGCUUGUUUAAAAAACGUUUUUGACGUUGUUAGCAUCGCAAACAAUAAAAAACAAUGAAAAAGGGAUAAUAAUGAGACAGGAAAGGAAUAUAUGCUAUUUUAGAGGUGGGGGCGGAUAUCCAAAACCUCUAGUAGUCAUUUUAUUCUAUGUAGACAAACCCAUAUAGCUGCUUUGGAGAACACUGGUGGUAUUUAGGAACACAUUUUCAGUGGGUGAAGAGAAACCCUCAAAGUAAUUAAUAUUUACUAUUGUAAGCUAAUAAUAUUAGAGUUUGUUUUAUAAAUCCGACUACAUGGUUCAUUGUUCAGUUUGUCACAAUGUGAUUGGUGACUUCUGUCCAAGACAGUAAUGAUCUCUGUAGAGAUAAUAUAGAUGUCCUAAUCAGGUCCCAGCAUACUGCCAAACCUGGAUGGUACAUAGCAUUCACCGCCAUAGUUUACCAAACCGUUUUUCUCUCAACUAUAAUAUUCAUUCUUUGUCAACUUGCUCUGUGAACAUCCUGCCUGUUCCUUGGUCCAAUGUUUGUCUCCAACCUGAAUCUCCUACUGUACAACCAUCCUUCCUUCAUUGUUUUUGUAUGAUUAGGUGACUUCAUUGGAUCCCUUUCCUUAUUUGUCAAUGAUCUUUAUACACUGUAGACCAAUUCUGUUUUAAACCUAAUUCUGUUUCUUAUUCGGUUUCUGGCCAUGCGCUGCUUCUCACAUAUUUUAUUUCAUUUGCAUUAACUCUUUUCUUUCGCUUUCCUUAGGCCUGUAGCUGUAAUACUUAUAGGCAUAUCCAGACAUGAUACAUAGUAAGUUGUGUUCUAUACUCAGCUUCUUGGCAGUUUUCCUGUAAUGCGCUGCUCAAAGUUAAAAACAUUUCUAUUGUAUUAGUUGUUCUUGUUGGCAAUAUGGAAAUUGAAAUAUUGCUGAGUAACACGAAGUUAAAUAAAAUUUAUACUGUUAUAUUUUGUCAUGUGCAUCAUAGAAACGUUAACAAAAUAUGAUUGAGCAUGUCUGUGCCAAGCCAUCAUACAGUCUACGAAAUAUAAUUUAUAUCAACAAUAUACAAUGAGAAAUUAUUUUUUUAACAAUUAAAAACAGGUUAUACAUAUCAUUAUGCCUAAUGUUUAAUGUUUAAAAAUCAUAAUGAAUCAACAAAGUGUUUUAAUUUGUUGCUCCCAGAGGAAAGAACUUUAAGAGGAUUGAAAUUUUUCACCUACUGGAAAAUUUAAAAUGGUAAUAGAUUCCUGGGUAUUUUUUUUAUAGUCUUGAACAUGUUAGUGAUUUCUUGAAAAAUUUGUUAGAGUGUUACAAACGACUGCUUAAAAAAAUGUUAACAAUUUCUAUAUGGCCUACAAGAAUAAAGUGAUUGGAACAAUUACAAACUUGGGAAAGCCAGUGGCCUAUGUUUGAGUUAGAGAUAUCACAGGUUUAAAUCUUGUCUGUGGUUCUAAUACUUUUCAUCAGUAGUGUUGAUCUUGAACUGUAGCAUUUCUUCCUUUUUAUUUUAUUUGGUAAGAUCCUCACACAAAUCUGUGGUCUAUGAGGACAGGUAGAAUCAUCUUAAAUAGACGACCAGCCUCUCAGUUAUCUAAGAAAAAUAAACUUCACAACCCACAAGGUUCAAAAGUCAAAUACAGUUAUAGCUUUAUGUCAUGUGACAGCUGACAUCCGAUUAGCUCACAUAUUUAUUGGACUAAAUUUGUAUAUCCAAAUUUUGCAGCAUCAAACUUGAUCCUGUGGAUCUAUUCCUCCUCUACUCACCUAUAAUGUUCUGGAUCUAUUGUUUAUGUCAGAAUGGAUUAAAUUAUUAUAUAUUAGUAAUAACAGAAAAAUAAGACAUAUGUUUAAGUGAAAUUUAGCUACUUAUAAUUUUUAAUGUUACAUAAAAUGUUGUUUUAUAGUGAUAUAGAAUAUAAACUGUUUUCUUUUAUAUUGUCAGUAUUUAUGUUUUUAUCUAUAAAAAAUAUGAGAAUAACUUACUCAAACAAUUAGUAGUAAUACAUGUUUAUUUAUUAUUAUUUUAUUGUAAUAUAAAAAUUAUGUGAUUUUUAUGUAGAGAGUUUAUCUGAACCAUUUAUGGGUCUGGAUUGUAUAUAUUUUUGCUGCAUGGAUAGCAAGUUAGUUGUGUUAUAAACUGAUUAUUAUAUGGUUAGUCGUAAUAAUUAUUUUUAGUUAUUGUUAUAUUAAUAAUAAAAUUCUUGUUAAUUAUCUGAUGCACAGUUUUUUUUGCUGCUUGUAUGUGUUAGCUCCAUGAACCAAUCUUUCGGAUAUUAUAUAAAACUGAAUAUUUUUAUUCUUUUAAUAGUUAUUCUUUUCUCACAUGUCCUAUGACAAUUGCAUUAUUUAUUCAGAAGGAUUAAACAUUAAUAUAUUCCAUAUAUAAAUGAAUAAAUAUAAAACUGUAUUGUUUAUUCUUCUGCUUAAGUAAUUUUUAUUCAAUCUUACCUCUUAACAUUAUCCUUAGAAUUCGUAUAUUUCUAUGUUUGUUGGUUUGAUAUAUUUAAUCCUGUUCAAAUUAGGGUUGGAGAAAGUCAGAACAGGAUAAUUUGCAGGUAGGAUAAUUUAAAAAAUAAUCCAUGAGUUUUCAGUUAGUUUUUUUGAACAAACUGUUUUUAGUAACAAAUAACAAAUUUGUAUUCUAUUUAACGAUUUAUAACUGAGUAACCUGAAUAUAAACUAUGGAGCUACCACAAUAUAUAGUUUUCAGCAGAUGGUUUUUAAGCCUUUAAAUAGUCUGAUAAUAAUUGUAGCCUUGGUUAUGAAAAGUUAAUAUAUUGUAUUUUCUCACAAAAAUUAUCCACAUUUCUGAGAUGGUGGAUAAAAAACAAAAAAAUGUAUUGUUGGUAAGUACUCACUGAACACAUUUUGUACCAUUUGUUACCAUCUGUAUGAAUUUUCUUUAUGUAAUUAAAAAAUAUGUGUACAGCC
This is a messenger RNA of Homalodisca vitripennis (glassy-winged sharpshooter), 8010 nucleotides long. RefSeq names its product zinc finger protein 235-like. Bases 227 to 1921 code for a protein of 564 amino acids. Gene Ontology annotation, cellular component: nucleus. The record is from RefSeq and is a predicted model, not a curated record. Gene Ontology annotation, biological process: regulation of transcription by RNA polymerase II. Gene Ontology annotation, molecular function: DNA-binding transcription activator activity, RNA polymerase II-specific; RNA polymerase II cis-regulatory region sequence-specific DNA binding. The transcript has 8 exons. NCBI's taxonomy places the organism in Eukaryota, Metazoa, Arthropoda, Insecta, Hemiptera, Cicadellidae.